CAUUGGAAUGUGAUGUCUCUCUUUCGCACAGUUCGUGUGCUGCUUCUCAAAGAUUUAUUAAUUGCUCUACGGUGCUAUCUCUGGACAGCAUUUCAAUUGGCUUGUCCAAUCUUAUUAGCUUUGCUCAUGGCUACUGAAGGCAAAGAGAAGGAAGAGCUAAAAGUUUGUGAGGAGAAAAAGGCUGAAAUAAAGUUGAAGUUGGAAAGUGUGCAAAGAUUUGAGGGUCGAAUGUGUUUGCAAACUCCACUUAACUAUGUAAAUGAUGGUCCGAAUAAAAAUGACAUAGAAGCUCUCUUAAAGCCAUAUGUGAGUUGA
Messenger RNA from Cylicocyclus nassatus, 315 nucleotides. The record is from the annotation of a GenBank genome assembly. Lineage: Eukaryota; Metazoa; Nematoda; Chromadorea; Rhabditida; Strongylidae.